AUGGAGAGAACCCUAGCCGUCAGUCCCCGUCCCGCCCCGCCGUCUCGCUCGCCCCGCCCUGCAGUCUCGCUCGCCCCGCCCCGCCCUGCAGUCUCGCUCGCCCCGCCCCGCCGUCUCGCUCACCCCGCCCUGCCCCGCCGUCUCGCCCGCCCCACCCCGCCUGUCCCGCUCGCCCUCGCCGUGGCCGAUGACCGCGACCCCGUCGUCCCGCCCCGCUCGUCGUGGCCGAUGCCCCGCCGCCUCGCCCCCCCUCCCCCGCCCGUCCCGCUCGCCGUGGCCGGUGACCGCGCCACCAGGGACCGCGGCCACUCGAUGAGGAGGCCUGGACCUUGGCGCAGACCCGUGCCCCCGUGCGGCGGCGGCGGCGGCAGAUCCUUCCUCAUCGCGGAACCAGCCCUCCCGCCGGUGCCAUGCCGCGCCGCGAUGCCGCUGGCUUGGAGGCCCGUGUUCAGGCAGCCGCCGCGGCGUCGGCGCCGGAUGCGGUGGCAGGCUCUCAGGGGACCGCUUGGCAGGGGGGCCGUCGCGGCUUCCGGCCGUCCUCCUCACCAUUAUCACCCAGCGAUCCUCCCCGCCCUGGCGCGGCCUCUGACCUCGACGGUGGCUGCUAAACCCGCAGUCUACCUUGAGGAGAGGGAUUAG
Aegilops tauschii subsp. strangulata is the source of this 639-nucleotide messenger RNA. Lineage: Eukaryota; Viridiplantae; Streptophyta; Magnoliopsida; Poales; Poaceae. The record is from RefSeq and is a predicted model, not a curated record.